AUGGCCAACCUUUCACAUCAUCAUUACGAUCUCAUCACAAAGCAUCCUUUUAAAGACUCGCUAGAUCAGCUGCGAGGCUCACUUCAGGAGGCAGAGCAAAUAUAUGAUGUCUCAGCUGAUCCUCAGGAUGAAAUCUCUCUUGACCUUCAGUCUGAAAUAAGUAAUCAUAAUGUGGCUUCUCAACUUGCAGAUAUCUUUGGACGCAUUCGCAAGGGUGAUUUCAACUGCAACCACUUUCGACCGUUGGUGCAGCUCAUCAUCCAAAACGCACCAGAUGUUGAUAUCUGGCAGGCUGUCCUUGAUCUCACAGUUACCAUCUCACAAUCGACUCCAUAUGUCCCCCCUACCUUUUAUGGCACGCCAGUCAAAUCCGCCUCAUCAUCACAGAAAGACUCCGAGCAGAGACGCGAGUUGGUGAAUAUGAGAAUCUUUGAGGAGAUAUGUGACUGCACAUUUUGGGAUGUUGAGGGCUUCUUCAACAAGUACUUUGAGGGAAAAGACUGGAGUGACAAAGCAGAUGCCAUCUGUCGACAUGUGCUAGCCACAGACAGUGAUGGGAACUGGGCCCGGUUUCCUGAUCCUCCUAUGCAGAGUGAUGUCUUUGCCUGCAUCUACUACACCACAGAGAGCAAAGCAGGUCUUACUGGUUCAAAGGCAGAAUGGCAAGUUGACCUCCUUCUGAGAGCUAGAAGCACAAGCCUCUCACAAGGCAAACAUGACUGGAGAGACAUCCUGGUGAUUGGUGAGCUGAAAAAAUCAGAGAAGGAGAUCAGGACCAAAGAUACAUUGCUGCAGAUAAGCUGCUAUGUGCAUGAAAUCUUUGCUGUCCAACCCACCCGCUCAGGCAUCAUUGAUGUCAACACAGAUCCAAGACAAUUCCUUAAGGUGUUUGUGGGCUACACCAUGAUGAGUGAUGAGGAGCUGGGACUGGAUACCUUUAUUGCUAGGAAUGAAGAUGGCAGCAAAUCAAUAACCAUCAAAGAGCCUGAAUCCUCAGAGGAAAUGAUACUGCAGCUGAGUAAAAUGCUUACCUUUCAGCAUGCCAUUGUGUGCCAUGGGACCACAUGUUUUCUCACAGAUGAUGGAGAAGUGGAGGGUGUAGCCAAGCUCUCAUGGGUAUCAGAUAAGUGGCGCCCAGAGGUGGAACUCCUCACGCUAGCAGCUCAAAAAAAUGUCCAAGGGAUUGCCAGGAUUAUUGGACACAGUACCAUCACCAGCAUAGCUGACAUGCGCUGCGGCCUGACCUUCAACAACAAACGCCAUGACUUCAAAAGUGCAACCCCCAGUAUAGCCUCCUCACCUCAUCAAUCUCAGCCACCUGCUGAGCCCUCUAGGAAACGCAAAUAUCCAGACAAGGGAAUGCAGGUGUCCAAACAAUCACAUUUCACAAGUCAAUCAUUAAGGACCUCUCAGCAGAAGAAUGAACUUACUUUCUCCAUUCAGUCAGUGCACAAGCCAAGUCUCUUUGACAGGAAUGGCAAGGAACUCUAUGACAAUCGUGUUCUCCGCUGUCUGGUGAUAUCACCUGCUGGCCAGCCAAUCUACAGGUACAAAUCAUCCUUGGAGCUACUCAUGGCACUUCGUGAUGCAAUAAAGUCGCAUCAGUCUCUUUUACCUGAGAACAAUAUAAUAAUAACCAAUCCUGAAAAGACAGGUGGUCACUCUGGCAUGCUAAUUGAUCUGGACCUUGCCAAAGAAGUUGAAAGCGAGCAAAGCAGUGCACACUAUCGGACUGGCACAAAGAAGUUCAUGGCAAUUGAAGUGCUUCUUAAUGUUGACCAUACUUACCGGCAUGACCUUGAGUCUUUCUUCUAUGUGCUUAUCUGGCAGUGUGCCCAUCGCAGCUGGGAAAAACUAGAUAAGCUACAGAGACAGAGACAGAGACAGGUCUUGCCGCAAGACAGCUUGCUGAAAGAAUGGAAUACUGGAACUUAUAUGAAAAUUGCAAGAAUCAAGCGAAGUGACAUGCAAGCUGAUGGAUUUGAAUACCUUCUGCAGGAGUUUCCACUGGAAUUGGAGUGUGUCAAACUCCUCUGCAGGACCAUACGAGGCGUGCUGUUUCCUUAUGGGAAGGAAGGAAUUAUUGUCGGAACACCACAAGACCCAAAAAUACUCCAUGAUCCUAUUAUUAAGGUGUAUGAUGAUGCAAUAGCGCUGAUUGAAGCUUGA
Messenger RNA from Paracoccidioides lutzii Pb01, 2169 nucleotides. RefSeq lists its product as hypothetical. The transcript has 5 exons. The record is from RefSeq and is a predicted model, not a curated record. Bases 1 to 2169 code for a protein of 722 amino acids.